GCAAGAUAUUCAGCUUUGUGAGUGAGAGCGCAAGGAUGAGUGUCGCGUAAACGUUGCGCAUUGGCGUGACAUUGAACGCAUUGUGUUUGAAUUCUGCCGCAACAAGGAGGAAACAUUUUUGCACCCCUUUUAUGCCCUCGUUAUCUCUUUUUAAACCCAAUGGGCUGCACGCCAGGCUUGAGUGACGAUGAAACCCAUGGACUUGAAACAUGAGGGGAGAAGAGUGGGUCGUCUUGCCCGCAUCUCGCCGGCGCUUUCACGUUUACAGGUAGUAAGUGCAUUUUUCACCGGACGCCAAACAGGAUCUGAGCAUUGAUUUUGGAUGACGUUUUAAUGGAAGACACCGCAAACCACUGACCACCUGGCUGCUGGAAGCUGAGACGCUGAUCACCGCAACAGCCGCAGGGGUGGGGACAUUCCUGCCAUCAGUGAAAAGUCUGCAACUACAGUUUCUUAGAAAGAAACUCUUGCCUCAUUUCUGCUGUCAUGGAUCUAAAAGACUAUUACCUGUUGGGUGCUCUGCUUGCCUGCAUAUGGUUAGAUCCUUCAAUAGCCCAAGAACUAAUCUACCCCAUCAGAGAGGAGCUGCAAGAAAAUGUCCUUAUUGGAAAUAUACCAAGGGACCUCAAUAUUUCCCAUACAAAUGCAGCCACUGGAGCAAGUGCUAAUCUUGUGUAUCGUCUGGUCUCUAAAGCAGGAGAUAAUCCUCUGGUCCGCGUUCUGAGCAGCACCGGCGAGAUAUUCACGACAUCAAACCGAAUUGAUAGAGAGAAGUUAUGCCCUGGUCCCUCCUUUGAGGACAGCGAGUGCUCCUUUGAAAUUGAAGUAGUCAUCCUGCCUAAUGAUUAUUUCAGACUGAUUAAAAUAAAAAUAAUUGUAAGGGACACAAAUGAUAAUGCGCCCAUGUUCCCAUCUCCUGUGAUCAACAUCUCCAUCCCAGAAAACACGCUCAUAAACAGUCGCUUUGCUAUUCCUUCGGCCACUGACCCAGACACUGGUCCAAAUAGUGUCCACAAAUAUGAGUUGAUCAAUGGGCAAAGUGCCUUCGGUUUAGACAUAGUGGAAACGCCUGAGGGUGAGAAGUGGCCGCAGCUCAUUGUGCAGCAGAAUCUGGACAGAGAGCAGAAGGAUACAUAUGUGAUGAAGAUUAAAGUGGAGGAUGGCGGCAGCCCACAAAAAUCCAGCACGGCCAUUCUCCAAGUUACUGUAACAGAUGUCAACGAUAACAGACCUGUCUUUAAGGAGAGUCAGGUAGAGGUGCAUAUUCCGGAGAAUUCCCCUAUCGGCACAUCUGUUGUGCAGCUUCAGGCCACAGAUGCAGAUGUUGGGACCAAUGCAGAGAUUCGAUAUGUAUUUGGGACUCAGGUGUCACCAGCUACAAAGAGGCUGUUUGCACUAAAUGCGACAUCUGGCUUAAUCACUGUGCAGAGGCCCCUGGACAGAGAAGAGACUGCAAUACACAAGCUCUCUGUUGUGGCUAGUGAUGGCAGCCCUAGCCCUGCCAGAGCUAUUAUUUCAAUAAAUGUGACUGAUGUUAAUGACAAUGCCCCUAAUAUAGACUUGAGAUAUAUCAUCAGUCCCAUUAAUGGCACUGUUUUUCUCUCUGAGAAGGAUCCCAUCAAUACCAAGAUUGCCCUCAUCACAGUAUCAGACAAAGACACUGACAUCAACGGCAAGGUCAUUUGUUUCAUUGAAAAGGAUGUACCCUUCCACCUCAAAGCUGUGUAUGAUAAUCAGUAUCUGUUGGAGACAUCUGCACUGCUGGACUAUGAAGGGAAAAAGGAGUAUAAUUUCAAAAUUGUGGCUUCGGAUUCUGGAAAACCAAGCUUAAAUCAGACUGCCUUAGUUAGAGUGAGGCUAGAGGAUGAGAAUGACAACCCACCUAUUUUCACUCAACCUGUCAUUGAGCUGGCUGUCAUGGAGAACAACAAACGGGACCUGUUUCUCACCACUCUCAGCGCAACAGAUGAGGACAGUGGAAAAAAUGCAGAGAUUGUUUAUCAGCUUGGACCAAAUGCAUCAUUUUUUGAUCUUGACCGUAAAACCGGGGUUUUGACUGCAUCUCGGGUUUUUGAUCGUGAGGAUCAGGACAAGUUCCUGUUCACGAUAACUGCAAGAGAUAAUGGCACUCCACCGCUGCAGACGCAAGCAGCUGUCAUGGUUACUGUGCUGGAUGAAAAUGACAACAACCCCAAGUUCACGCAUAACCACUUCCAGUUUUUUGUCUCUGAGAAUCUUCCUAAAUACAGCACUGUUGGGGUAAUAACUGUGACAGAUUCUGACGCUGGAGAAAAUGCUGCCGUUUCCCUUUCCAUUUUGAAUGACAACGAAAACUUCAUAUUAGAUGCAUUCUCUGGCGUUAUAAAGUCCAAUGUGUCCUUCGAUAGAGAGCAACAGAGUUCCUACACCUUUGAUGUGAGGGCUGUGGACAGUGGCAGGCCUCCGUGCUCAUCAGCUGCCAAGGUGACCAUCAAUGUCAUUGAUGUGAACGACAACACGCCUGUUGUCAUCUCUCCUCCCUCAAACACAUCUUUUAAACUUGUGCCUAUGUCCUCCAUCCCCGGAUCUGUGGUCGCUGAGGUGUUUGCUGUGGAUGGUGAUACAGGGAUGAACGCUGAACUGAAAUACACAAUUGUGCAUGGCAACAACAAAGGUCUGUUCAGGAUUGACCCGGUCACUGGGAAUAUCACUCUCGAAGAGAAGCCAGCAGUAAACGACAUAGGAUUACAUAGAUUAGUGGUCAACAUCAGUGAUUUAGGAUAUCCAAAGUCCCUCCAUACUCUGGUGCUGGUAUUCCUUUAUGUCAAUGAGUCUGUGGGCAACUACACUCUCAUCAAUGAUCUCAUUCGGCGUAGGAUGGAAACUCCGAUUGAGCGCAACAUUAUUGAAAGCAGUGAAACUUAUCAAAGUGGUGACUAUUUAACAAUAAUGAUAGCCUUUGUGACCGGCGCUUUAGUCGUGAUUAUUGUCAUCUUUGUGACUGUCCUGUUGCGCUGCCGACACACUUCCAGGUUCAAAGCUGCACAGAGGAAAAAACAGGGAACAGAAUGGAUGUCACCAAACACAGAGAACAAGCAAAAUAAGAAGAAAAAGCGCAAGAAAAGAAAAUCUCCAAAGAGCUCCUUGCUCAACUUUGUUACCAUUGACGGAAACAAACCUGAUGAUCCUGCCCACGAGCCAAUCAACGGAACCAUCAGUCUGCCCACCGAACUGGAAGAGCAAGGGAUUGGACGCUUUGAUUGGAAUGCCACACCUACCACCACCUUCAAACCAAGCAGCCCUGACCUGGCCCGGCACUACAAAUCUGCCUCCCCGCAAUCAGCAUUCCACCUCAAGGCUGACACCCCAGUCUCUGUGAAGAAGCACCAUGUGAUUCAAGAACUUCCACUGGAUAACACAUUUGUUGGGGGCUGCGACACCCUUUCCAAGAGGUCCUCCACAAGCUCAGACCACUUCAGUGCCUCAGAGUGCAGUUCCCAAGGAGGGUUCAAGACGAAGCCGCCCAUGCACACCAGACAGCAGGGAACAUUAACUCGCGCCCGCACUGAACUGAACCCCGAAUAUCUGGACCUUCGUCCCAGGGCUGAGCUCAACCCUGAAUAUUGGACCCCUUGCACACCCUUAAAGAGGCUUCCUCCUGGGGUGACAACCAUGCACACCAAUUUGAUGUAGAGUGCAGCGUAUGGUGUGAGCACUAACAGGCUGACCCCCCACCUCUUCAAUCUCUGCAGCAAUGAUGACAGCACACCGGUAACGAGUCACAUGACAUUUUGGAGGGACAAUGACAAGCAGUACUCAUUUUGAACAUUUAGGGAUGUAUGUAGUUUUUAAGGGGUGUACUCACUUUUGUUGCCAGGGGUUUGGAUACUAAUGGCUAUAUUUAGAGUUAUUUUGAGGGGAAAAUAAAUUAACUCUAUCAUAUAAGAUGCACACAGACUACUUUUCAUUGUGUCACAGUGUCAUUUUGUCACUGUUGUCCCAUGAAAAGAUUAAUUUAAUUAUCUGCAGAAAUGUGAGUGGACUUUUCAUUGUGUCACAGUGUCAUUUUGUCACUGUUGUCCAAUGAAAAUAUUAAUUUAAAUAUCUGCAGAAAUGUGAGUGGUAUACUCACUUUUGUGAUACACUUUAUAUUCUUUUGUCCACAAACUUUUCUUUUUGGUUUGGUUUUCUUGUUGGUUUGUUCGUUUAUCUUCUUUCCUUCUCUCUACUUGCUACAUGCCUGAUUGAUACAGCUGUAAUAACCAUUGAAGGAUGGUCACAGCUUUUUUAUCUUCCUCUUGACUUAUAUAUACAACUGGGAGCUGUAAAGGCUACCAUGUGAGAACCAAAUGCAAUAAAGUAUUCUUCGAGCGUUUAUAUUUUCUAACAUUCUCAGUGAGAAGGAACAGUAUGUAGGGAAAAGCGAUCAUGAAAAAUUGGUCUUGUAUUCCUUGUGAAUCACUCGGGACUUUGAAGAGCUUUAGAGUUUUGUAUUACUGAUGUUUUCCUUCAAACAGUAAAGUGCAUGGAUUAUAGGGUGAAAAAACAUAAAUGACAGACGCAUCAACAUGUUGAGAAAUACCCACUGCCGUUUGAACGCUGGUCAUCGGAGAAUAUACAGUGGAACACAUUGUUCCUUUGUUCUUGCUGGUUUCAUCAUAUGUAAUCACACACCAGUAUCUUCAGUCCCACACUGUAAACACUUUAUUGUGUUCCUUUUGUUUAUUUGUUUUCCAUUCUGUUUUCCACAGUAUCAACUGAGGCUGAGCUACUUUUUGCUGUACUGUACAACUGUGUAUACACUCUACUUGACACAUUGGGCUCUAUUGUUUUCAGAUGAUGUGUAAAUGUAGUGUAUUUUCAUUAAAUUGCAUACCACAUUGCAAAUAUUUUGGAUUUUGGUAGACCAGUCAGUGCCGAAACAGGCAUCCUGGCACAAGUGACAAUUUUGUGGAUAGAAGACUCACUUUUAUCAUCAGCAGACACAUCAGCAGACACUGGCGUGAAUCCACCAAUGAAUUUUUAGAGUAUUUGGCCGUGUUUUUUUUUUUUGUUUGUUUGUUUCCUUGUAGUAAAACAAAACCUGCACUCUUAAAUGAUAGUGAAUUUUCACACAAAAUCCAAUCAUUGAAACCGGAAUGAAGUCAUUGACCAAAUGUUUACAAAAUCAAAUACUGUAUAUCCUACAUUCAGUUCUUGUGUGCCCAAAAAUAAACCAACUUGGGAAUUGGCAGAAACAAACAACCAAACAUUCAAACUCACCUACGAACAGUGUUCAAUUAACCCAGUACUUCCCAAAUAGUGGGGCAGGCCCCCCUGGGGGGGCACAAGGUGAUGUCCAGGGGGGGUGCAAGUGACUUCGGGAAACAUAAUUUUUUUGCCGUAAUAGAAUAAUGUGUAAUUGCACACCCACUCAGUGGGUGGCAGUGGCGCUCUGAUUUUCAGAGUGUGCGCAGCAAUUUAGAACCAAUCGAGCACACAGCAACGAGUAUGGAGAAAUGAAAAGCUUAGACGAGGAAAUAUGACGAUGCAUAUGUAGCAUUUGGCUUCACUUUUAAUACAGUGGGGGACGAGGAAAGACCUGUAUGCUUCCUGUUUAAUGUUGGCAGCGGGCAGCAUGAUGCCAGAUCAAUUAAGAUGUUACUUAGACUACAUUAGACUCCAAUCACAUUGAUAAGCCACUUGAUUUUUCUCAGCAAAAAAGUGCCGAAUAUUGCUGGCAAUCUUCCCUCUUUAUGAGUGUUACAUCAGCAAACCAGCAAGCACUGUUAGCAUCAUAUAAAGUGGCAUACCAAGUUUCUCAGUGUAAAAUUACCCCAGACCAUAGCAAAGGAGCUAAUACUGCCUGCAGCAAAAAUAAACUGUCCAAUGACACUGUCGUUUAUGUUUUAUUUUUUUUCGGUCAAAUUGUUUAGCAUUUUGUACUCUGAGAUAAUGUAAAUAAUCAAUUUGAAUUUAUUAUUAAUUAGUGAUUCUAUUAAAUUUUAUUUUUCACUAUCAAAUGGUCAAAAAUUGUACUUUGAAUAUAUGUGUAUGUGACUUUUUUAAUUCAGGCAAAUUGAUGCGAUUUGUGUUUUCUGUUAAAAACAAAACCAAUGUUAAUAAAGUUAUACUUUAUUGUAAGUUGAUCUAUAUUAUUUUUUUCUUUUAAUGUUAACAAGGACACAAUGUUAUGCAAAGGUGUACUUAUAAUAAUUUUAUAGACAAAUGAUACUGUUUACAGUGACGGCAGAGAGUUGGGGGGGCGCGAAAUGUUUAUAUCUUCCUGAGGGGAGCGUAAUACAAAAUAGUUUAGAAGCACUGAAUUAACCUAGCAUGCAUGCUUUUGAGAUUUUUGAGGAAAUUUGGAGUAAGCCCUUGCAGACAUUUGAAGAACAUGCAAACUCCCUCAGAGAAAAGCCGGAAUCCAGGAUUGAUCAGAACUGUGCGGCAAUUCGGUAGACUGUGCUGUCACUGUGCAGGUUAUAAAUUGAUAAAACCCACAUGAUUCAUCUGUUUACAUAAUUGCUAUAGGUAGGGAAAACGGCCAGUUUGUAUUUGUAUUUAAAAAAAAAAAUCCUGAAUCUGAAUAAUUACUGCACUAACUUACAUUACUAAUUUACAUAACUGACACUAAUAUGAAACAAAAGUUUUCUAAUCCUAUUUGUUAUAGUACGUAUGCAAAGAAGCAUCACAAUUGUUUAACACGUCCCAGACGACUAGAGCAUGGGGGUCAUUCGGCACAGGUGCUCACAUCCUGUGUGCGUUAACAAUUAUAGUCCUCAAAUAUAUUCUUUGUUGUACUUUAUCUUGGUGAAAGCAAUUCGCAUGCAGUUUUGAAAAGUUUGCUAUUUCAAUUAAAAAAUGCAUAUUGAAGGUAAUGCACUGAAGGUCAUUAUUUUAUUAAAGAUUAUUAUGUAUUUUAUCUAUUUGCAAGCAGCCUGCUUUCUAAAAACGCUAGUCAGAAGGGUUUUGUAUUUUGCUCCUUAAUUCUUACAUUUCAAUGAAUAAUGGAGAAGACUUUUAGAGUGAAGGUGCAUCAUGCACUUCUGAAGCCCAUGGUUUCCAAUUAGGAGUGUGGAUUGGUGCCAGAGCACAUGUUUUUUCCAUUGUAUUUGUUGGCCCUUUUGAGACAUACCCUCCUGAAGAAUUAAUGAGACCAGCAAACAAAGCAGUACUUGCCAGAGAUAUUUCAUGCUGCCUUCACAAGUUUGCUACUAUGCAGCAAGAGAUUGUCACAUCGCAUGCCCGUACGCAGCUGGUUCUCUAAAUGGCUGAGGGAGCAGCAUCCAUUUAUAUCUGCAACAUAUUUCUAACUGCUUUGGUACGUGAUAUCACCGACUACUUCUUGUAGUUUGCCAUCAAUGUAAAAAUAUUUAAGCACUGAACCUUGUAAAUUGACUGAUUUCUCAUUCUAUAUACACUUUAACAAUAGAGUACUCCAUUUUGAAAUACUGUAACUUCAUCUUCUUACAAAGAAAAAAGUCCAGUACUGUACUGUACUGUUAAGUGCCCUUCGGCAAGGCACUAAACCCUAAUUUGCCGCCAAUGGGUUGGCAGCGCCUUGCAUGACAGCAGCACCAUUGGUGUCUGAAUAUGUGUCUGAAAGGGUAAAUGUGUGCUAAUGUAAAGCGCUUUGGGCAUUGUAACAAUGUACAUUAAUGUGCUAUAAUAGUACUCUCCAUGUACCAUAUCAAGAGACAAACAAACAAAAAAAAAAAGACACAUUCUUUGGAUAGGGGCUGCGAGAUCAGUAUUUAAAGCCACCCUUUACAUCUUCUCCCAUCCUUUUGUUACCAAAGAAGAAAAUACGAAAGUUAUUUGAAUAUAUAUUUUGAAUAUAUGCACACAUUUUUUAAGCAUCUAUAGACACCCACAGUUCCUGCAAGCCUCAAGUGCAUACUACCAAAAAGGUGGCAUAAAAUCUAUCGUGACAAAGCCUGAGAAAAUAGAGAUGUUUUUUUUUUUUUUUUUUUUUUAAAUUUUGCUAAAUGUUUAUGGACCCCAUGCCAAGAUGUUACUUUAGUCUUCAAACUACAUCCGUAUUGCAUUAUUUGACGUUUAUUUCCUGUUGUUUUUGUUUGCAUAUUGUAUGAUACCGCCUGUUGUCCAACCCAGUACAACACUGUCCCCAUUAAAAGCAUUUGUGUGUUCCUAUGAGUGGUAAAAUAAAAUAUUAAAACCAUCAAAAUAUCAUUUAACCAUUGAAGGGAAGCAUUCAAAAACAGCUCUGAUACAGAAAAAUAGUGAGCUGUUAGUUAAUUCCAGUUAUUAUGUUUUUUCAAUUACUGUAGCUUAGCAAGAUCUUGCUAUGGUGUGUGUGAAUAUAAAAUUCAUCAAAACAAUAACAUUACAGUUUGGCUCUUAUACAUGUACUGUUAUUAAUAGGCUGGUGAUUGUCAGACAUGCACUGUGAAACACUUUUCAUAGAGGCAAUAAGACAAUUAAUAUGCUCUCUGAGGCAAGUAAAUGGGCUGCACAAGUAAAUGCUGACACUCAAAGCCAUAUACAAUUUCGCUCUUCAUCUAAUAACAUUGGAAGACAUUGAACCCAUUGUAAAAUGUCACCAUUGUUUAUUAAAGCUCGUCUUAAAGCUGUAAUGGUUCCAAUUACAGUGAUGAUUGUUUCAAAAAAAGCCUGUAAAUUAUGGACCACAAUUGGUCUUGUUUUAUCGCUACUACAAUAACAAACACUAGGAAUAGUGAUAGUUGGCUGUAAAGCACGGCAACAGCUUAGCCAAGCAACAUAUUCUCUGUGUGAAUAUUAGUAGGUUCAGCUUCCCCAUCUUCAUGCGAAAGCUAUUCACUGUCCUUGGGCAUCCAACAGAGGUCAGCUUUUAAAGCUUUUUCUGUUUUACCUCUCUUAUUCCUUGGCUGUCUUGUUCAAAGGCCUGUACUCGUUCAGCAACCAUGGCAAGGAAAAUAACCGAAUCGCUUUGGUAGGUCGACAAAUUACACAACAUGUCAUGUUGGUGGUGUCGCAGGUAGCAGGGCCCAUGGGAGGUUUACUGGCUUUAAUUACAUUUCUCUUGCUGGCCAUUGAAGAGAAAGGAAUUAAAUGGGACUGUUUUCUUAAUUAGCUCUCACUCCGUGGGUAACCGUCCUGGCUUUCCAAAUGAAAAAGUGCAUUGAUGCGUACAGUCUGUGGUGCAUCCAGUCACGCUUAUGCAGUAAACAAUAGCGCUUGGGAGCAUAUGUGUGAUGUAUUAGUGGAUUCAAGCUUGGACGAUGGACUCUCAGAAUGAGCUUUG
This is a messenger RNA of Corythoichthys intestinalis (scribbled pipefish), 9208 nucleotides long. Its product is annotated as protocadherin-9. Gene Ontology annotation, molecular function: cadherin binding; calcium ion binding. Gene Ontology annotation, cellular component: plasma membrane; catenin complex. Bases 487 to 3672 code for a protein of 1061 amino acids. NCBI's taxonomy places the organism in Eukaryota, Metazoa, Chordata, Actinopteri, Syngnathiformes, Syngnathidae. The transcript is spliced from 4 exons. The record is from RefSeq and is a predicted model, not a curated record. Gene Ontology annotation, biological process: homophilic cell-cell adhesion.